This is a messenger RNA of Mangifera indica (mango), 1700 nucleotides long. Its product is annotated as probable serine/threonine-protein kinase PBL12. The record is from RefSeq and is a predicted model, not a curated record. The transcript is spliced from 5 exons. Lineage: Eukaryota; Viridiplantae; Streptophyta; Magnoliopsida; Sapindales; Anacardiaceae. Gene Ontology annotation, biological process: protein phosphorylation. Gene Ontology annotation, molecular function: ATP binding; protein kinase activity. The coding region runs from base 198 to 1559 and encodes 453 amino acids.
UCUUGCUCAUGGAUGGUUUACAGGGAAUAAAUCAUCAAACAAGCAACCAUAAGUCAUUGGGAGGAGUUCUCUAUAAAUAUGCAAAGUGAUGUUGUAGUAGGUAAGUGUGAAAGUUUCAUCCUGUGAGCAGCUUCUCCAAAUCCCCAGAAACUUUUAAUUAUUUCAUAUUUUUUUGAGUUUUGUUUAAUUGAUGCAAGAUGACCCUGAAGAAGAUAACAUGGAAAUCUGUCAUCUUCACUUGUUCAAGGAGCAAGAGCUCCCCGCUGCCAGAAUCCGAUAUCAUCGAUAAACAAGCUGUGAAACAAUUAGCUUCAUUUCAGAGGCUCUCUCUCUCGGAUUUAAGCAAUCCCAGUUCACCACUUUCUGCCGAUGAUUUAUCCAAUUCUGUGAUUGGCUCAAAGCUUCAUGUAUUCACACUGGCGGAGCUGAGAAUAGUGACAUCCAAUUUCUCCAGGAGUAAUAUGCUUGGAGAAGGCGGGUUCGGACCCGUGUACAAGGGAUUUGUUGAUGACAAGAUGAAGCCGGGGUUGAAGGCUCAGCCCGUUGCUGUUAAGGCUCUGGACUUGGAUGGAUUGCAAGGCCACAAAGAAUGGAUGGCAGAAAUAAUAUUUCUUGGACAACUGAGGCAUCGUCAUCUUGUUAAGUUGAUAGGAUACUGCUGGGAGGAUGAACACAGGCUAUUGGUCUAUGAAUACAUGGAGAGAGGCAGCUUGGAAAAUCAACUCUUCAGAAGAUAUUCAGCAGCCUUGCCAUGGUUAACCCGGAUGAAAAUAGCUCUAGGGGCUGCCAAGGGCCUAGCCUUUUUACACGAAGAAGAUAAACCAGUGAUAUACCGAGACUUCAAAACAUCAAAUAUUUUAUUGGAUUCUGAUUACACUGCGAAACUCUCAGAUUUUGGGCUUGCAAAAGAUGGUCCAGAGGGAGGAGAAACUCAUGUGAUAACACGAGUAAUGGGCACACAAGGUUAUGCUGCCCCAGAGUAUGUAAUGACUGGUCAUUUGACGAUGAUGAGCGAUGUUUAUAGUUUUGGAGUAGUUUUGUUAGAGUUGUUGACUGGUAAACGGGCAAUGGAUAACACUCGCCCGGGUCGCAAACAAAGCCUUGUGGAAUGGGCAAAGCCUUUAAUGAAGGAGCCAAGGAAGCUUGACAAGUUAAUGGACCCUAGACUUGAAGGGCAAUAUUCUGCCAGAGGAGCUCAAAAGGCAGUGGCAUUGGCUUACAAAUGCUUGAGCCACAACCCAAAGUCAAGACCUUCAAUGAGUGAAGUGGUCAAACUGUUAGAGUCCCUUCAGGACUUGGAAGAUUCAUUUGUUGUACCAUUUGUGUAUGUUGUGCCUAAUGAAAAUGAUAGCAAGGAGUAUUUUUCAAAUGGGAAAGAAAUAAAAAGAGGAGAAAAGGAUUCUAGGGAAGAAAAUGGACAGGAAAAUCAUCUCGGUUGGAGACAUCGGAUCAAGCUACCAAUGUCGAUGAUAACUCGAUCAAAUUCUAGUUUGUACAAAAAAAUUGUACAAACUCUAAACUCUCCCAAUCACCACAAGGGAAAAGACAAGGAUGAGUAAGACAACUCAUCCACAUUUUUACUUUCAAAAUUACUAAAUCAGUAUAUAGGAAUUACAACAAGUGUUUAUGAAAUUUACGUUGAUUUGAUUAUUAAUAUUCAGUAUGUGAAUAGGUUAUUUUGUAUACGUCACAAGGUUUAA